CGUUACUUAUCUGUUACACAUUCCAACCAAUCAAAAACCUUUCCUCUUUUCCCCUUUUCUCUCUCUUUUCUCUCUCUCUCUCUCUCUCUCCUCUGCAAUUCUUCAUCACUUUCUCUCCCAAAUCCGACAUCCUCUCUCAAGAUUCACUGUCAAACUGCCAAUUGUCACAAAAAUGCCAUCUCAGACUCUUCCCAUAACCAAUCUUCAAUUACCAAAUCUUCAUUCUUCUUCUUCUUCUACAACUACAAUGUUACUUAAAGAUAACAACAACAACGAUGAUGAUGAUGAUGAUCCAUCGAAGAGUCUCUUAAUCUCUUCUUCAUUCAAAGACAACAACAAAAACAACAAGAUCAUGUCUAUUAAGCCUCUUCUAUCAAGAUCUUCAAGCUUCAACUCAAUUGGUGGUGGUGGUGGUGGUGUUAAAUCUUUUUAUCAGAAAAGACGUAGACGUGUUGCCAGUGAUGAAUCAUUGUCUUUUGUUUCUAAUGGAACUUCUAAUUCUAAUAGAUCUUCUUCUUCUUCCUUUGGUCGUGAUGUUAGACAUGUUGCUUCUGAAACUUUUCUUUUGACUCGUCUUGGAUUGAAGUUGUUGUCUUAUCUUGGGGUAGGCUAUAAAUGGAUCACACAAUUUCUUGCUCUUGGUUGUUAUGCUUUAUUGCUUUUACCAGGCUUUAUUCAAGUUGGAUAUCAUUAUUUUUUCUCUAGUCAGAUACGCAGAAGUGUAGUUUAUGGAGAUAAACCACGAAAUAGGCUUGACUUGUUUUUGCCUAGAAAUAGCGACGGCCCAAAACCAGUUGUUGCUUUCAUUACUGGCGGAGCCUGGAUUAUUGGUUACAAAGCAUGGGGUUCUCUUUUAGGUCAACAGCUCUCGGAAAGAGAUAUCAUUGUGGCAUGCAUAGAUUACAGAAAUUUUCCUCAGGCAACCAUCAGUGAUAUGAUAGAAGAUGCUUCCCAAGGCAUCUCAUUUGUGUGCAACAACAUUGCAGAAUAUGGAGGUGACCCUAACAGAAUUUAUCUAAUGGGACAGUCAGCUGGGGCACAUAUUGCAGCGUGUACAAUUGUGGAGCAGGCAAUCAAAGAGGCUGGCGAAGGAGAGAGUACUUCUUGGAGUCUUUCCCAGAUUAAGGCUUAUUUUGGUUUAUCCGGAGGGUAUAAUUUGUUCAACCUAGUAGAUUACUUCCACAGUAGAGGCCUCUACCGUUCCAUCUUUUUAAGUAUAAUGGAAGGGGAGGAAUCACUACGGCGGUUUUCUCCUGAAGUAAUGGUUCAAGAUCCAAACAUUGGAAAUGCUGUUUCUCUACUACCUAAUAUGGUUCUUUUUCAUGGCACCGGAGAUUAUUCCAUACCGUCAGAUCAAAGUACAUCAUUUGCUGAAACUCUUAGAAGACUUGGAGUCAAAGCUGAAGCAAUUUUAUAUGAAGGGAAGACUCAUACAGACGUGUUUCUACAGGAUCCUAUGAGGGGUGGAAAUGAUGACAUGUUUGAUGAUUUAGUAGCAUAUAUUCAUGCUGGCGAUGCUGAGGCCCUCUCUAGAGAUGCAUCAGCUCCUCCAAGGAGACGCCUUGUACCCGAAUUCAUGUUAAAGUUAGCUCAUACUGUCAGUCCUUUCUAGCCAACAAACAUAAUUGAUUAUAUUCAUUUUUGCUUUGUACAUAACCAUUAUUCUGGCUUGCUAGAUUACUUAUCAACUUCUUAGGUUUAGAGGACUUUUGAUUAGUAUUUGAGGAUUCAUUUCACACUGCUAUAGAACCAAAAUCUUCGGCUAUCGUGAUUCACGAAAACUUUGUUCUGAUAUCUGAAGACAUAUUGUUAUUUGUGGAAGCAUCAAUGUGGAUGAUAUUUGUAAUAUUGACCAUAGGAACAUAGUGGUUAGGUUUUUGUAAUGAAAAGUUGUUACAACUUAGGUUUAGGAUUCUUCUGCAGGAGUGUAACACUUAGCAACGGUUUGAAUUCACGCUGUUUAACUUUGCUUCCAUUUGUUAAAAAUAACCCAACAGAUUGUGAUUCUGAAA
This is a messenger RNA of Trifolium pratense (red clover), 2012 nucleotides long. Its product is annotated as probable isoprenylcysteine alpha-carbonyl methylesterase ICMEL1. The transcript is spliced from 12 exons. NCBI's taxonomy places the organism in Eukaryota, Viridiplantae, Streptophyta, Magnoliopsida, Fabales, Fabaceae. The record is from RefSeq and is a predicted model, not a curated record. Bases 173 to 1612 code for a protein of 479 amino acids.